GUCCGCCUCCCUCCCUCUCCGGGCGCCGCACCAGCGCCGGAGGUUCCCAGCAGGUCGUCGCUGGGCCCUCGGAUGCCGCCGGGGCUGGGCCUGAACGCGGGGGAGCUCGGCGGACCGGAGGAGCGUGGGAAGGAGGGAGAACUGCGAAGGGGGCGAGUGAUGGAGGGCCACUAGCAACGAGCCAGCCUCCGGCUGGAGUUACAGAGGGGCCAGAAAUAAAGCAGGAGGCGGGGCUGGGGCAGCGCUUGGCCCGACGGAGAAAGAAGACAAAAUCCCGUUGCGCGUUAAAACACCUGUUCUUCUCCAGCUCGGGAGUCCUGUUGGUGAGGGGGCUGGCGGGCGGCUCUGCUCUCUUGGGGGUCAUAGACUUCUAGGCACAGCCUGUCAACUAGCACAUGUAUGGAGGCGUCACCGGGGACCAAAGCAGUGCAGCUGGCUUAACCCACACAAGCUGGAGUGUAGGCCGGGGGACAGCAAACAGGCAAACAGACUCCAGUGGAAGAGCCCAUCCCUACGGCCCCGGGUGAUUGUGGGUUCACUUCGCAGGUGCACUGGCUGUCGCCAUGGUGUGGGUCCCUGCUCAUGCUGUGGGUUGUAGUAGACACAGCUCUCGCUUUCAGUUACAGUCUGACGCAUUAAAGUCAUGCUGGGAUUGUUUAAAGAAUGUGAUUCAGCCCCAAAAGCCUGAGGAUCAAGCUCUUUUUGGUUUAACUGGGGAUUUUUUUUUUCUUUCGUGGAGCUACAAUUUACUCAAAUGUAAAAAGGGAAGAAUAGAUCUGAGCUAUGGUUACUCUGGCAGAGGUAAAGGGUUGGAUAAAGUGAUAGCGCUGAUGUGCUGUGGGGUCUUCGCCUAAGAAGGGCUUUAUGAAAAGAAGCUGCAAAGAUGGUGUGGGCACUAGCAGUUCUGCAUUGUGGAAUCUGAUGGGCAACGCCAUGGUGAUGACGCAAUAUAUCCGCCUUACUCCAGAUAUGCAAAGUAAACAGGGUGCCCUCUGGAACCGGGUGCCAUGUUUCCUGAGAGACUGGGAGCUGCAAGUGCACUUCAAAAUCCAUGGGCAAGGGAAGAAGAAUCUACAUGGGGAUGGCUUGGCAAUCUGGUACACAAAGGAUCGGAUGCAGCCAGGGCCUGUGUUUGGAAACAUGGACAAAUUUGUGGGGCUGGGAGUAUUUGUAGACACCUACCCCAAUGAGGAGAAGCAGCAAGAGGCCCAGAAGAGGCGAUACUCUCCAGGAGUCCAGCGGGUGUUCCCCUACAUCUCAGCCAUGGUGAACAAUGGCUCCCUCAGCUAUGAUCAUGAGCGGGAUGGGCGGCCAACAGAGCUGGGGGGCUGUACGGCCAUUGUCCGCAAUCUCCAUUAUGACACCUUCCUUGUGAUUCGCUAUGUCAAGAGGCAUUUGACGGUAAUGAUGGACAUCGACGGCAAGCAUGAGUGGCGGGACUGCAUUGAGGUGCCCGGGGUCCGCCUGCCCCGGGGCUACUACUUUGGCACCUCCUCCAUCACCGGGGAUCUCUCAGACAACCAUGACAUCGUUUCCCUGAAGUUAUUUGAGCUGACGGUGGAGCGAACCCCAGAAGAGGAGAAGCUGCAUCGAGACGUGUUCUUGCCCUCGGUGGACAACAUGAAGCUGCCUGAGCUGACAGCCCCGCUGCCGCCCCUAAGUGGGCUGGCUCUCUUCCUCAUUGUCUUCUUCUCGCUGGUGUUUUUCGUGUUUGCCAUUGUCAUUGGGAUCAUACUGUACAACAAGUGGCAGGAACAGAGCCGAAAACGUUUCUACUGAGCCCUCCUGCCGCCACCUCCGCUGUGGCUGUCCCCGUGAGGUGUGGGAGGAACAGGCGCUGGCCUGACCACACAGCCCAGUGGUCUUCUCCAUUCUUCAGCAGCCGGUCAGGGACUGUGUUCUGUCACUGGAGCUUUGAGUUCAGGGACACUGUAUUCCCAUGGUCAUCUGUGAGGACCUCUGACUCUGGUUCAGGAAGCCCACCCACCCCAGGGCAAUGCUGCUGUGAUGUGCCUUUCCCUGCAGUCCGUCCUCUGGGAGCUCAGAGGGUGGAGAUAGGAUCUCCUGGUAUGAUGCCAAGAUCACAGAAAAGAACUUCAUAACCCAGGAUGCCUUGGUGUUGGACUCAGGACCCCUGUGCUUCUCACUUAAAUCUGCAAAGAAUGGAAAACUCCUCAUACCUUCCCGCCAUCCAUUCAUUGGUUUUUGCUUUUGUCUAAGCCUCUGUCCACCUGAGCAGCUCUCCUUGGAAAUCUGGGUGGAAACUUCUCCCUCCUUUUACUGUCCUCUUCACAUGCAGCCUGAGAUCGAGAAGACCUUCCAUGCCUGUCUGUCGGAGCCAGGGCUGCAGAACAAACAUGUUGCACUGACCCUCAUUAGGUGUCCGCAGGGAAGGCUCUCUGCUUUGGCCCACUGCUCUAGCCUUUGCUUGUCCGCGUGGAUCCUGGAUCUGUUGGCGUGUUUGUGAUCUUCCCAAUGAGGCCCUUCCAUUCAGCCCUCAGUCCUGUUUGGCUGGAAGUUGGUGUGCAAGUCAAGAGAAGCUUGGAAGAUCCUGUGGAUGAGUGGGCUGAACUGUGACACUGACCUGCUCCAGGUUUUGACACCAGAAGCAACAUUUGCUGAGUGACCCGACCACAUGGAGAUGUUUCUGGACCAACUGGAGCCUGCUUAGCUGCAUGUUUUGUGUCUGUCAUGGUCUUUGGGACCCUACUUUGAGUGUUGAAAAUGUAAGAAAACUUUUUUCUUAUAAUCUCGGCCUGGAUACUCCCAGGAGGAAAUCGGGCUUCUUUUUCUUAAUGGAUAAGUAAGUUGCCGUUCUCGUGUUGCAAAUCUGGGUCAAUAGGCCCUUGUCAUCUGUGCCUGGAAGAGUUCAUUGUCAUUGAGCAAUAGAGCCUGAGUGUCAUCCUCCAGGGAUUAGCACUUAUUCACUGCCUAUUGGACAAGGGGUCACACACCGCUUCACUCACCCAUCUGCCUAUGAUGAGAUUGGUUGAUAGAGGGCCCAGAGCUGAGCUCUCCUAGCCUGUGCUUCUGUAGCCUAAGGGAGAUUCGUAAAAUGGCUGAUGGAAGCCCAA
This is a messenger RNA of Myotis davidii, 3074 nucleotides long. RefSeq names its product lectin, mannose binding 2 like (gene LMAN2L). Gene Ontology annotation, biological process: Golgi organization; endoplasmic reticulum to Golgi vesicle-mediated transport; endoplasmic reticulum organization. Lineage: Eukaryota; Metazoa; Chordata; Mammalia; Chiroptera; Vespertilionidae. The coding region runs from base 865 to 1779 and encodes 304 amino acids. The transcript has 9 exons. Gene Ontology annotation, cellular component: endoplasmic reticulum-Golgi intermediate compartment; COPII-coated ER to Golgi transport vesicle; Golgi membrane. The record is from RefSeq and is a predicted model, not a curated record. Gene Ontology annotation, molecular function: D-mannose binding.